UGACCACCCCCAAACCUCAGAGGAAGCACCAGGACCAGCCCACUAGCUGGUCAUGUGAUUAAUUCCAGCAACUUCUUUUGGUCCAAGCUGAAGUUACAAGCAAAGAAAUGGGACUGAAGCUGUAUAUUCUGGUGUUUUUGUUGAGGGGUCUACAGUUCCAGGCCACAUCAGCAAGCCAUUCUUUCAGCAUUGAUUACACAAAUAACAGCUUCCUCAAGGAUGGUGUUAAAUUUCGCUAUAUCUCAGGCAGUAUCCAUUACUUCCGUAUUCCACCUGCCUAUUGGAAGGAUCGGCUUCUCAAGAUGUACAUGAGUGGUCUUAAUGCUGUGCAGAUCUAUAUACCCUGGAACUACCAUGAGCCAUUGCCUGGUGUCUACAAUUUUUCUGGUGAUAGAGACAUAGAGGGAUUCCUGGAUCUGGUUGCCCAUUUUGGCCUCUUAGUGAUUUUGCGACCUGGCCCCUACAUCUGUGCUGAAUGGGAGAUGGGUGGCCUUCCAUCCUGGCUGUUGUCAAAGCCAAAUAUUGCCCUCCGAACAUCUGAUCCAGAUUUCCUGCAAGCUGUGGACAAAUGGCUGAGUAUACUGCUACCUAGGAUCAAGCCCCAUCUCUACAUCCAUGGAGGGAACAUCAUCAGUGUCCAGGUGGAGAAUGAAUAUGGGAGCUACUAUGCCUGUGACUAUGACUAUCUGCGCCACCUUGUGGGUGUCUUUCGGGCCCACUUGGGUGACAAAGUUCUGCUCUUCACCACUGAUGGCACCAAAGAAUCUGAGCUCCAAUGUGGGACACUGCAAGGGCUCUAUGCUACUGUGGACUUUGGAUUAGAUGAAAAUGUGACGGAGGCAUUUGAGAAGCAGCGAAUAUAUGAGCCAGGAGGACCAUUGGUGAAUUCUGAAUACUACACAGGUUGGCUGGAUUAUUGGGGUGAGCCACAUGCCACAAGAAGUGCUGAGGCGGUGGCUCAUGGCCUAGAGAAGAUGCUAGAACUGGGAGCCAACGUCAACAUGUAUAUGUUCCAGGGUGGUACCAGCUUCGGUUACUGGAGUGGUGCUGAUUACAAUAAUGGCAUUUACAAUCCCAUCACUACUAGUUAUGAUUAUGAUGCACCUCUCUCAGAAGCUGGAGACCCUACUGACAAACUGUAUGCUAUUCGGACUGUCAUUAGCAAGUUUCAGGUGUUGCCUGCAGGACCAAUGCCACCCCCUACACCAAAGAUUGCAUAUGGCUAUGUAUCCCUACCACAGCGUGUGGCCCUGCUGGAUGUUCUAGGCCUUCUUUCACCUUCCCUGCCAUUCUUUUCCUCCUUCCCACUCACCUUUGAGUCCCUCAAGCAGCCCAAUGGCUUCAUGCUCUACCGCACACUUCUCCCACAUGACAUCCAGGAGCCAGUCUUGCUCAGUGCCUCUGAGAAUGGAAUCCAUGAUCUUGCCUACAUUCUGCUCAAUGGAGUGUAUAAAGGGACACUAGAACGGAACAAAGUAAAUGGAAUGAAUAUAUCUGGCAAGAUAGGGGACACACUGGAUGUGCUGGUGGAGAGCAUGGGCCAUAUCAACUUUGGAGCCAAUGAGAGUGACUUUAAGGGUCUGAUCCAGAAUCUCACCCUGGGUUCCACCACACUCACUGACUGGCUCAUCUACCCACUGGACAUUGAUACAGCUGUGGCUCAUGCAUGGCCCCCAACUGCCCCACCAAGCAAUGGGACUACAGGGCCUGCUUUCUACACUGGAUUCUUCAUAGCACCCGGUAUCACUGAGGACUCCUUUGUGAAGUUCCCAGAUUGGCACAAGGGCCAGAUUUGGAUUAAUGGUUUUAACCUGGGUCGGUUCUGGCCAGCUCGUGGACCCCAGGAAACUCUCUUUGUGCCAGGUUCACUCCUCAGUGGUUCAUCUGUCAACACUAUUGUAGUUCUGGAACUGCAGAAAGCUCCAGAGAAGCCCAGAGUCCUCUUCCUUGACCGGCCUCUUCUCAAUGGUACCCUUAUUUCUACCCACAAAAACACAAAUAAAAGCAAUUUGCGUCUAGCUAUAUCACUGCUGAAAUCUGCAGGUGUGACACCAGCAAAAAGAAAACAGAAAGCCUUACCUUGAAGUGGCCAUGUUACAGGGGUCAAACUAAUAAAGGGUACUCUUCAGA
This is a messenger RNA of Sceloporus undulatus (fence lizard), 2130 nucleotides long. It is a transcript of the gene GLB1L, whose product is annotated as galactosidase beta 1 like. Gene Ontology annotation, biological process: carbohydrate metabolic process. Lineage: Eukaryota; Metazoa; Chordata; Lepidosauria; Squamata; Phrynosomatidae. The coding region runs from base 108 to 2084 and encodes 658 amino acids. The transcript has 16 exons. The record is from RefSeq and is a predicted model, not a curated record. Gene Ontology annotation, molecular function: beta-galactosidase activity. Gene Ontology annotation, cellular component: vacuole.